AGAGGAAGGGGUGGACCUCGCCAUCUAUAUAAAGCAAACCCACUAAGCCAGCAGUCUUGGAGCUGCGAGGUCCAGGCGGGGGCCAGCCUGAGGAUGAAGAAUCUCCUCUUUGCCAUGCUCUUGGCUUGCGGGCUGCUGCCAGCUCGUGGCAGCGUUUUGGAGCUGGAGCAGAUGAUCAAGUCGGCCACAGGGAAAAGUGCCCUGCUUUCCUACAGCUGGUACGGGUGUUUCUGCGGAAUCGGGGGCAGAGGGACCCCGGUGGACUCCACUGACCAGUGCUGCCAUGCCCAUGACUGCUGCUACAGGAAGCUGAGAGAGGGCAAGUGCAGACCCCUGAUAACCCCGUACCACUUCCACGUUACCGAUGGAGACAUCGUCUGCAGUAACGAGCAGAGCUGGUGCAAGAGAGAGACCUGCCUUUGCGACAAAGCGGUGGCUUCAUGCUUCUCAAGCGCUUUGCAUUCCUACAAUAAAUCCUACCACUUCUAUUUCAGGCUGAAAUGCCGAGGAAGUAAGCUCCAGUGCUGA
Harpia harpyja (harpy eagle) is the source of this 528-nucleotide messenger RNA. RefSeq names its product phospholipase A2, membrane associated-like. The record is from RefSeq and is a predicted model, not a curated record. Gene Ontology annotation, molecular function: calcium ion binding; phospholipid binding. Gene Ontology annotation, biological process: lipid catabolic process; arachidonate secretion; negative regulation of T cell proliferation. The transcript is spliced from 5 exons. The coding region runs from base 94 to 528 and encodes 144 amino acids. Lineage: Eukaryota; Metazoa; Chordata; Aves; Accipitriformes; Accipitridae.